CUGUGUUCAUAAUAUCCGACCGUCGUCGCAUGGUUGCAGUGUCUCGCAGAGACAGGUUCAAAUUAAUAUAGAGAUGGUACACCAACAUUACACAGUGGCGUUGGUUGGAACCUUUUUGUUGCUGAUUUCAUAUCAAGUAUCGUCAACUAAUGCACAAUCUAACAAAACCGUCGAUGAAAGACUUUACGAGAAGUUGUUUACAAAUUACAACAACAGGCUUCGGCCGGUGCCAGCUGCUUUCGGCCCCACUACGGUAAACUUGACGAUGCGCUUUCGAUACCUAAUAGAUGUUGAUGAGCGUCACCAGGUAUUCAAUGGAGUAUCGUGGAUUUACCAGAUUUGGACAGAUCCUAGACUUAGUUGGGACCCGCUUGAAUUUAAUGAAACCGAAUUGUUUGUUGCAAAACUUACCCAGAUCUGGUGGCCACAUCUCAUCUACAACAAUGAUGCAAGUGGUACAUUUCCAAUCAUUGGUAAAUUCGACACGGAGGUUAUAGACGCAUUGAUCUCUUCAAAUGGAGAAGUGUCCGUGUCAUUUCCCAUCCAGCAUAUCACCUUUUGUGCCAUAUCAAUAGGUAGAUUUCCAUUGGAUUCACAAACCUGUUCGAUUCGGAUCGCACCCACUGGAGUGCCGUCUACAAUUCUGAAACUGGAUCGAGGAAUAAAUAAUGGCUUGAUACUCGAUGCUGUGAGCGAAGAGGGUCAGUGGAAUAUUGUCGCCGGUCGCGUUUUUGCAGAGAGUGAAAACGGGAGUAUUUAUCCGGAUGGAGGUGAAGUGGGGAUUUCGUCGAUUUUGUACGAAAUAGACAUAUGUCGUAAACCAAACUAUUACACUUUAACUAUUACUUUCCCAGCAACGAUUAUUAUGUUAAUGUCGCUAUUUGUGUUCUUUAUUCCAUGCGAUUCUGGAGAAAGAAUGUCGUACAUAGUUUCUCUUGUUCUAGGAGUUAUGAUAUUCCAGCUGUUCGUUGAAGAAACUCUACCGAAGGUGUCAGAGCGCCCUCUACUAGGUCAAUAUGUCACUAGCAUUUUUGUGGUACAAGUUUUCAUUGUAUCAGGUUCUGUGGUGUCAGUUUGUCUUGUGAACAAAUCAAACCGGCGUGUUUCUCCCCCUCUUUGGAUCAGGCGUCUGGCCUCGUUCUGUAACCACUGCGUAUGCUUUUCAAAACAUAACACUACAGUCGAUUCAAGUCCCAGUGGGGAGAAUGAUACCAUGGCGACUGUCGCUUCCCCAGAUGGCAUGGUUUUAUCUACGAAUGAAGGCAAUCAUUUAGAUGAUUCCAAGAAACCUGGUAAUGAUAAUAAUAUUCCAACGGACUGUGAGAGCUGGCGGACAGUAGCCGGGGCAUUGGACAUCAUUUUAGGAUCACUGUCGUCGGUCUUCAUCAUCACUAGCAUCUGUCUUAUUUUGAUUUAUACUUGGUCAAAUACAUGUAUCGAUUAUCGGAAUGUAUGAAAAUAUAUUGAUACACAGGAAA
This is a messenger RNA of Anneissia japonica, 1478 nucleotides long. Its product is annotated as neuronal acetylcholine receptor subunit alpha-3-like. The transcript is spliced from 6 exons. The record is from RefSeq and is a predicted model, not a curated record. Gene Ontology annotation, molecular function: extracellular ligand-gated monoatomic ion channel activity; transmembrane signaling receptor activity; neurotransmitter receptor activity. NCBI's taxonomy places the organism in Eukaryota, Metazoa, Echinodermata, Crinoidea, Comatulida, Comatulidae. Gene Ontology annotation, biological process: regulation of membrane potential; monoatomic ion transmembrane transport; signal transduction. Gene Ontology annotation, cellular component: neuron projection; synapse; membrane. Bases 74 to 1456 code for a protein of 460 amino acids.